CAACAACAACAACAAGUGGGUGACGGGAGUGCCCGAGGCACUUUGGUUUGCUCCGGUACACAGUUCGCUUCAGACUGUAUUCCACGACUUCCGAACCGACGAAGCAGAGAUAGAGAGAGACGGACGGAGUACAAUGCACCCUGCGAGGCUUUUUGUCAACGGGGACGAAAACUGAAAAAUGCGGCGGGAUUAUCGCUCGACGCAGUACAGUCGCAAGGGUAAGCGGCCGCAGCUAGCUAGCCGCAGCACCCAUACACACCAGCACAGCGCGAGCCAUAUGUCGUCUAUCGGCGUGAAGAGAAAACUUCCGCCUCCACCGGGAAGCCCCGAUUACUUUGCUUCUUCUCGCGGAGGAGGUCGAAAGGACGGGAGCAGAGGUGCCGGGCAACAAGGCAGGGGAGGAGGACUUGGUGGCGGUGGUGGCCGAGGGGGUAGAGGGAGAGGGAGGGGCCGUGGUAGAGGGCAUGGUGGUGGUGGCAGAGGACAACGACGAGGUAGCGGUGGUGGGGCAGGGGCAGCCCGCGUGCGAGGUGAGCAAGCCAUGGAUCGACAGCUGGAGAAGUAUGUCCGUGGACCAGGAAACUCCACCGAGAAAUUGACAGACCAAAAGCUGCGAAGCGGCCUGGAGCGGAUGGAGAAGAAGUUCGAGGACGCCGCCCACAACACGGCGGUCGCGGAGCUCCUAUUGCCCGAAGAUGCGGGGUUCCUAGAAGCGGAGGGCAUGGAAGAGACCUUCAAGUUCGGCCAAGAUCAACUCAAGGAAGCGGUGGACGUGAACACGGCUCGGGAGAUGUUCGACCUCUCCCUGCCGGACCUCGGGCCGUACGCGAUAGACUACACCAAGAACGGACGCUUCUUGCUCUUGGGCGGUCGAAAGGGGCACCUCGCCCUCAUGGACACGCUCAGGAUGGACAUUCAGAUGGAGGUGCAGCUAAGAGAGACCAUCCGAGACGUCAAGACCCUGCACAACGAGAACCUGGUAGCCGUUGCACAGAAGAAGUACGUCUACAUCUACGAUAACCAGGGGGCCGAGGUGCAUUGUCUCCGGGAGCACGUGGAGCCGCGAAGGCUGGAGUUCUUGCCCUAUCACUUCCUGCUUGGGAGUGUGGGACGCACAGGUUACGUCAAGUACACGGAUAUCAGCACGGGUCAGCUGGUGGCGGAGAUGGGCAGCAAGCUCGGGGCGUGCGACAGCCUGCGAGCAAAUCCCCACAACGGUGUCCUACACGCCGGGCACCACAACGGCGUCGUCACGAUGUGGUCCCCGGCGAUGGGGAAGCCUCUGGUGCGAAUGCUGGCGCACCCGGCUCCUAUCACGAGCCUCGCUGUCGAAAAGGGCGGACACUACAUGGUCACGUCGGCGAUGGACAAGCAGACGAAGGUGUGGGAUCUCCGAACGUACAAGGAGGUCCACUCCUACUUGACCAAGACUCCCCCCACGGACAUGGACAUCUCGGAAAGAGGCCUGCUCUCGCUGGGCUUUGGGUGUCACGUCCAGGUAUGGAAAGAUGCGAUCGCCACCAAGGCAAAGGCCCCGUACAUGGAGCACGACCUGCCGUCGAGGUUGAUUCACCGGACUCGCUUCCGCCCGCUGCAGGAUGUCUUGGGAUUGGGACACACCGAAGGGUACUCCUCGAUGGUAGUGCCCGGGGCGGGGGAGCCAAACUUCGACACGUUCGAAGCGAACCCUUUCCAGACCUCGAAGCAGCGCAGGGAGUCGGAGGUCGUGUCCCUCCUCGAGAAGCUUACGCCGGAGACCAUCGGCCUCGACCCUUCCUUCGUCGGCAGGGUCGACGCCGACCCCGUCGCGCUUCAAGCAGAGCAGCGAGCUAUCAUGGAGGCCGCCAACACGAGAGGGCCGAAGGUGGUCAAGGAGAAGAAGAAGAUGAGGGGCAGGAGCAAGGUGGCCAAGAAGCUCCAGAAGAAGCAGAAGAAUGUCGUGGACGUUGGAGUGAAGAAACUGAGGGAGAAGAGGGAGGCCGAGCAGGGGAGGGAGAGGGCGAGGGAGGACACCAGGAAGAGAGAAGCGCAGGCUCGAGAGGCCCCUGCCGCCCUCGGCCGUUUCUUCAAGAAGUAAUAGUGUGUAGUACUGUAGCUGUGCUUUGUUUAUCUGUUUCUUGAUGCGUCGAGUGUGUCAUCCGUGCACAGAGCGAUUUGUUGUGUCAGGGUGUUGGCCGUUUUCAUGGAUUCCCUUGCUGCUCGGUGGUUUUGAUUAUUCAAGGCGAGGUCGGACGGUACAUGGUUCAGCGACACGUGUGAUGCUCUUUGGCGGCGUUUUUUAAAAAAGAUUACACGGCGUAGCCUGCGUGCAGCGUGGCCAGAACAUUUUCUCCCAAGAGCAUCUAAGAUUACGAGUUUGUGGCCGCGCCUUGUAUCGGAGGAAGCGUUUUGCCACCUGCUACGAACGAGCAGAGUAACCGCCCUUCACACACAACGGGGGAGUUUUUGUGAC
Ectocarpus sp. CCAP 1310/34 is the source of this 2452-nucleotide messenger RNA. NCBI's taxonomy places the organism in Eukaryota, Phaeophyceae, Ectocarpales, Ectocarpaceae. The record is from the annotation of a GenBank genome assembly.